Molecule: messenger RNA, 2040 nt
Organism: Passer montanus (Eurasian tree sparrow)
Lineage: Eukaryota; Metazoa; Chordata; Aves; Passeriformes; Passeridae
Gene: TBX21
Product: T-box transcription factor 21
Biological process (GO): regulation of transcription by RNA polymerase II; lymphocyte migration; cell fate specification
Cellular component (GO): nucleus
Molecular function (GO): RNA polymerase II cis-regulatory region sequence-specific DNA binding; DNA-binding transcription factor activity, RNA polymerase II-specific
Source: RefSeq, a predicted model, not a curated record
CCCGUCCAUGGGCGCGCUGGAGCCGGGCACCGGAGCCCCCCGGGCCGCCGCCCCCAUGCUCAGCGCCGCCGCCAGCUUCGCCAAGGAGCCGCCGGGCCCCCGGGACGCCGCCGCCGCCGCCGCCGCUUUCUUCGGUGAUGGAGGGGCACCGGAACCGGGAGCCCCCCCGCUCCCUUACGGCGCUCCCGGCGGCUUCGGCGGCCGGUUCCUGGGGCCGUGCCCGCCCUACCGGGCGCCGCCGCCUCCCGCCCAGCCGGUGGAAGGUUACGGGGGCGCCGAGGGCGGUUUCGGCGGCGGGGGGGGCCCGCUGUGCCCCCCGCUCUGCGCCCUGCCCGGGUACCGGGCGGCCGGGAAGCUGCAGGUGAUGCUCAACAAUUACCCGCUCUGGGCCAAGUUCCACAAGCACCAGACCGAGAUGAUCAUCACCAAACAGGGCAGGCGAAUGUUCCCCUUCCUCAGCUUCAGCCUGUCGGGGCUGAACCCCGCGGCGCACUACAGCGUCUGCGUGGACGUGGUGCUGGUGGACCACCACCACUGGCGCUACCAGGGCGGAAAGUGGGUGCAGUGCGGGAAGGCCGAGGGCAGCAUGCCAGGGAACCGCCUGUACCUGCACCCCGACUCGCCCAACACGGGCGCGCACUGGAUGCGCCAGGAGGUUUCCUUCGGGAAGCUGAAGCUCACCAACAACAAGGGAGCCUCCAACAACGUCGGGCAGAUGAUCGUGCUGCAGUCGCUGCACAAGUACCAGCCGCGGCUGCACGUCACCGAGGUGAAGGAGGGCGAGGGGGAGGACGGGCACCCCUCCCCGCACACCCACACCUUCGCCUUCCCCGAGACGCAGUUCAUCGCCGUCACCGCCUACCAGAACGCCGACAUCACCCAGCUGAAGAUCGACCACAACCCCUUCGCCAAAGGAUUCCGGGACAACUUUGACUCGAUGUACCCGGCCUCGGAGAGCGACCGCCUGACGCCGUCCCCGCCGGAGGCUCCGGGCUGCCCGCAGCUGCUGGCCCCGCGCUUCCAGCCCUUCGUGCCCGAGCAGCUCCCGCUGCCCCCGGGCCGCUUCUUCGGCGGGGAGCGGGGGGCUGCGCUGCCGCUGCCCCCCAAGGACCCCCCGCCCUGGUUCUUCCCCGCGCAGCAGCCCCCCGGCCCCGGCGCGCUGGACUACGGCGGCUACGAGGGGGGCUACGGGGGGGGCAAGCUGGUGCCCUACGGGGUGAAGCCCCUGGCGCUGCCCCCCGCCCCGCACCCGCCCCUGCCCUACUACCCCGAGGGCCCGGGGGGCCUGGGGGUCGCGGGGGGCUGGAGCCCCGCGCAGUUCGGCCCCAAGGGCGCCGCGGCUCUGGGCUGGUACCGGGAGCCCCGCGAGGAGAAGGGCCGCGACGCGGAGGGCUGGGCCGGCGAGCCCCCCGCGGGCGCGGAGCCGGGGCCGUUCGAGUGCAAGCGGCGCAGGGUGUCCCCGUUCCCCGAGAGCGCCGGCAGCGCCUCCCCGCCGGCAACGGCGGCGCCUGCGAGCGGGAGCCGCUCGCCGACGGCGGCUACUACGGCUACUACGGCAACUGAGCCGGCCCGGGGGCGAGCGGGGGGCACGGCCCCGCCGGCACCCCCGCCCUGCGUGCCCCCCACCCCCAAACCCCGGGCCGGCUGGAGCGGGGGGGCUCGGCGCGACAAUCAGCCCCCGGUGCCACCCCGGUGGGGCCGCGGGGGCGGGCGGGGGGGACGGGGUGAGGGGUUUUUUUUUGUGUUGGUGGUUUUUGAGGGAGGGGGGUUAAUGCUGAAGUAUUUAUUGAGUCCCCCCCCCGCGCCCGGUGUGGGGCGGGGGGCAGCGGCACGUGGCAAUAAAGGGGGCACUGGGGGACACGGCUCUGGGCAAUCCUGUGCGUGUGGGGAGGGAAACUGAGGCACGGGGAGGGACCUGCGCAUCGCCAGCCUGAUUUGGGAGGGGGUCCCGAGCCCCCCAGGGGUGGUGGUGGUGGGGGGGAGAAGGAAUCUCCCUGCACACCCCAACUCUUCACAGCCUUUAUUAGAGCAGCCCCUGUG